UCAAGAGGCAACCUUGAACGAAAGAAACUUUUGUAACAGGAUCAAAAAUGGAUUUAUGACCUGCAGUAUGUAAGUAUCGUUUUCGAGUAACAAUUCCGCUCUCCCGCUUUUUCUUUGGCAAUUAGGAUUACGUACAUACUUGAUCAGAGUAUAUUCGGCUGAAACUACUAUCCGGCAACGGUUGCGUAGUGGAAUCGACGACCGGCUCCGGCCUAUACCCGUUUCUUCCGAGCAAAAAAUGUGCGACAGAUCCACCGGAAGUAGCGACACCGCAGAGCGGCAAGUGGUGCCUGCUUCUCCGGAGUUUGUGCUUACGACCUCUACGGAGCAAAAAUGCGGUGUGACGCCUGUAAAAUGCUCGAAGACCUCCAAAGACAAAGAACGGCAUGCCAGGACACCAUUAACCACGACACCUUGCACGACAGCGUCGCUGGCGCUCGAAAUAACAGACGACGACGGGGCUCAACAUCUUCUUGGAGUUCUCGACGACGACAAACACAAUGAUCAUGAUAACGAGAACGAUGCAAGGAGCAACUUGACGGGUUCGGAUUUGUCCGAUUUUGCGUCGGACGACGAGGAUUUUCAGCUGCCGUUGAAGGAUUCCUUUUCCCUGUUCACGCGCAUCCAGGCCGGGGCCUUCGACAGCAAGAACUUUGAGGAGUACCAGAUGGUCCGCAUUUGCAAGUUUUCGACCGUGGAGCGGUUCCAGGCGAUCUUCCAGAACGUGGAGAAGCCGUCCAAGAUUGUGCAGUCCGUGUUUGCGAAAUUGGAGGAUGAACACUUGUCGGCGGUGGUGAGCACGAGCGACAAGUACGUGGACGCAAUCGCGUACUUCAAGGACGGGUAUUUUCCCUCGGCGGCCAGCUCGGACUCCCGAGCCAGGUGGGACUGCAGGUUGAGGGCAAAGGAGGUACUACUGCUCUUCGAGUCGGUUUGAGAGUAGAAUCAUAUAUAUGUCUCGAUGGCGGGACGGGUUGGAGUUCUUUGACUUUCUCGUUCAAUAUGCAUGUUCUUGGUUCCAGUCGGAGUUGCAGCACCUUCUUUCAUGUGGUGUAUCCGUAGGAAAAGGAUUUAUAAAACCAAUCAAUUGUUCAUGUUCAACAGUUUGUUUGUACUAACUAUGUCUUCCUCCAUGUACUCCGUAGCAGUUGCGUAUGCAUUUCAGCAAAUACAAAUGCAAAUCUUCCCAAAAACCAUCAGACUCUUCCGGUGGAGGUAGACGAGAUGUGGGUGGACGUGGUGACCAACCUGGUGGCCGGGCAGUUUUCCGACGACGUUAUUGGGGUGUUGCUGUGUCCCAGAGAGCGAAACGUCGUCAAAAUUGAGCUCUGGCUGAACACCUUCGCCGACGAGCGCCAGUGCAGGAAAACGGGGCAGAAAUUUGCGCGAAUACUCAAGGCGGCUUCACAGAAGGCGAUAGCGAAGCACGGAGGCGGAGGUGAAGAUGCCUCUAAUUAUUAUUAUGCCGCCCCCGGGCACGGGCAAGAAACGACUCACUCGCAACAGGCUACGGCUGGUACGUUGAAAAGUACACCAAUACAACUGGAAGCGUGGAAUGGCGUUCUGAAGUGCCUAUCGUUGGAAGAGGAAAGAAAAGCCGUGCUCUAUCGGCUGCCGCAAAAGAAAGGAUGAUAACAAGUAGUAGAUGAAAUCCUUACAUUAACACGACGAUAAUGAAGACAAAGCGAUUAUUGUGAAAAAUUUGCGACACAUACACACUGCCUCCAAGAUCAAAUUUCGAAGGCAUCUACUUUUUGGAACAGAGCCGACGCACUGUUCUUGAUACAUAGGAAUUUGUACGAUGUAAAGCCACAUCAACUACAACAUUAAUCUAUGCUGCUCGCAUUUCUGGC
This is a messenger RNA of Amoebophrya sp. A120, 1853 nucleotides long. Lineage: Eukaryota; Dinophyceae; Syndiniales; Amoebophryaceae. The record is from the annotation of a GenBank genome assembly.